AUGCUUUCCCUAUCCCUUCUUCUGUCUCUACUCCUCGUUGCUCUUCCUUUGGACGCCAGGGAGAUCAAGGUGUACAACAAGUGUCCGUUCACCGUUUGGCCCGGAGUUCUCGGUCCUGGCAAUCCGAACGGCGGCGGAUUCCGGCUGAACUCGGGAGAAACGAAGAGUGUGUACGUGGACGAUGGAUGGACCGCCGGAAGGAUUUGGCCGAGGACCGAGUGCGAUGGGAACAUGAACUGUGCCACCGGCAGUUGUGGAGUGAGUUUACCGCUUUGAAAUGAAUAAUAUUCGACGAUCCAUCUGUUUUUCAGAACAGAGAACAAUGCAAUGGAGCCGGAGGAGUUCCUCCCGCCAGUUUGGCCGAGUUCACUCUCCGCGGAGCCGGCGGCCUGGACUUUUACGAUGUUUCCCUGGUGGACGGCUACAAUAUCCCCGUGCUGAUCGAUGUGAUCGGCGGAGAAGGGGGCUGCAAACGAGCCGGAGGAUGCUUCAAGGACGUCAACGCCAUCUGCCCAAACCACUUGGCAAUCAAGAAGGACGGCCGUACAGUCGCAUGUAAAUCCGGCUGCCUGGCCUACAAUACCGAUCAAGAGUGCUGUCGUGGCGAGUUUGGAACUCCGGACAAGUGCAGACAGAGCCAGACUGCGAUGCUGUUCAAGAACGCGUGUCCGGGCGCCUAUUCGUACGCUUAUGACGAUGCGAGCUCGACGUUCACUUGCAAAGGAGCUAAUUACGUUGUUCAGUUCUGUUAAAAACCAUAUUCUUUACUCGCAAAUACAUUUUGGUUUUGCUCUUCGUCAUGACUCAAAAAAGUUGUAACACUGGAUUGUUUUCGGGGGCUCAGUCACACGUUGUUACACUAAACGAAGGAGUUGCGCAACAGUGGAAGAGAAGAGUCGUCUCGAACGUCAACAAUUAAAGAGCACAGAGAAAUGAAGAGAAGCAGGAGAACACAUGGCGCCCGGCGCUCCGUAUAAAUAGACGCCUUUAGUUGUUGACCGAACAUUUCUAGAAUCUUGUUCAUCACCACUCCAAACCAUCCAUUCUGUUUUAGAUAUUCUCACCGCUCAAAACAAUGCUUUCCCUAUCCUUUCUUCUGUCUCUGCUCCUCCUUACUCUUCCAUUGGAAGCCAGGGAGAUCAAGGUGUACAAUAAGUGCCCAUUCACCACUUGGGCCGGAAUUCUGGGUCCUGGUAAUCCGAACGGCGGGGGAUUCCGGCUGAAUUCAGGGGAAACUAGAAGUGUGUACGUGGACGAUGGAUGGACCGCCGGAAGGAUUUGGCCGAGGACCCAGUGCGAUGGGAACAUGAACUGUGCCACCGGCAGUUGUGGAGUGAGUUUACUUAUUCAAUAUGUACAUAUGCUUAAUCUGAAACUCAUUGAAAUGGUAUAAAUGGAACCUAGUCUUUCAGAACAGAGAACAAUGCAAUGGAGCCGGAGGAGUUCCUCCCGCCAGUUUGGCCGAGUUCACUCUCCGCGGAGCCGGCGGCCUGGACUUCUACGAUGUUUCCCUGGUGGACGGCUAUAAUAUCCCCGUGCUGAUCGAUGUGAUCGGCGGAGAAGGGGGCUGCAAACGAGCCGGAGGAUGCUUCAAGGACGUCAACGCCAUCUGCCCAAACCACUUGGCAAUCAAGAAGGACGGCCGUACCGUCGCGUGUAAAUCCGGCUGCGUGGCCUACAAUACCGAUCAAGAGUGCUGUCGUGGCGAGUUUGGAACUCCGGACAGGUGCAGACAGAGCCAGACUGCGAUGAUGUUCAAGAACGCGUGUCCGGGCGCCUAUUCGUACGCUUAUGACGAUGCGAGCUCGACGUUCACUUGCAAAGGAGCCAAUUACGUUGUUCAGUUCUGCUAA
Caenorhabditis sp. 36 PRJEB53466 is the source of this 1853-nucleotide messenger RNA. NCBI's taxonomy places the organism in Eukaryota, Metazoa, Nematoda, Chromadorea, Rhabditida, Rhabditidae. The record is from the annotation of a GenBank genome assembly.